This is a messenger RNA of Prosopis cineraria, 1988 nucleotides long. Its product is annotated as rust resistance kinase Lr10-like. The record is from RefSeq and is a predicted model, not a curated record. The transcript has 3 exons. The coding region runs from base 10 to 1827 and encodes 605 amino acids. Gene Ontology annotation, biological process: protein phosphorylation. Gene Ontology annotation, molecular function: polysaccharide binding; protein kinase activity; ATP binding. Lineage: Eukaryota; Viridiplantae; Streptophyta; Magnoliopsida; Fabales; Fabaceae.
CUGGAGAUCAUGGAAAUUACAACUAUAAACUCCUUCUUCUUUUGCUUGUUGAUAAUUUCUGGGUUUUCAGAGUCUGUAAGAAGCUGGGAUAGCUGUCCAGAACCUGAAACAACAUGUGGAAACCUUCGUGUUCGGUUUCCUUUUCGAGUAAAAGGACGCCAACCAGAACAGUGUGGGUAUCCUGGGUUUGCUUUACAAUGUUCAUCUACCACUCAUGCUGUUCUUGAGCUUGGGUCUGUGAAGCUCAAUGUCAGACACAUUGACUACAAAUCCCAAACCAUUCAGUUGUAUGAUCCUUCUGGUUGUCUUUCUAGACAUGUCCGUAAUCUCACUCUGCUUCAUUCCCCUUUCCAGUUCAUUGACCAGAAUCUUAAUGACUUCACCAUUUUCAAUUGCUCAUCACCUAGAGAUGGAGCAAUUAUUUCAACGUGCCUGAGCAGCUCUUCCCAUCAAGUGUAUGCUGUUUUAUCAUAUCGUGAGAUUGGGAAGCUUCCCUUGUUAUUUUGCAGCAAAGUAUUCAACAUUUCAUCCGUCCCACCUGAGAUAUUUGAUGAUGACAACACUCUUCAUUUGAUGUGGUCUAAACCAAUGUGUAAACAUUGUGAAUCAAAUGGAACGACAUGUGGAUUCAAGAACAGUAAUAACAGCUAUGAUACUGCAUGUUUCGGGGAUCGUCACAGUGGUUCAUCAAACAAAUUUGUAAUUACAGGAUCAAUCAUGGGCUCACUUCUAGUGGUCAGUACUCUUGUUGCAAUUCAUUACAUCCACAAAUCUUGCAAAUCACGGAAAGAAAGCCAAGCAAUAAUUGAGAAGUUUUUGAAAGAUUAUAGAGCUCUCAAGCCUACAAGAUAUUCUUAUGCUGAAAUUAAGAGGAUUGCCAAUCAAUUUGAAGACAAGUUAGGGGAAGGAUCUUUUGGUACUGUGUUCAAAGGAAGCAUUUCAUCUGAGUUCAAAGUUGCGGUGAAGAUCCUCACUAAUUCUGAAGGAAAUGGCGAAGAAUUCAUCACUGAAGUAGGAACAAUGGGAAAAAUUCAUCAUGUCAACAUUAUUCGUUUAAUUGGGUUCUGUGCAGAUGGCUUUAGAAGAGCACUGGUUUACGAGUACUUUCCAAAUGGUUCAUUACAAAAUUUCAUAACUUCACCCGACAAUAGGCAAAACUUUCUUGGUUGGACAAAGCUCCAUGAAAUUGCUUUAGGCAUAGCCAAAGGAAUUGAAUAUCUUCAUCAAGGGUGUGAGCAACGCAUACUUCAUUUUGACAUCAAACCUCAUAAUGUUUUACUGGAUGAUGACUUCAUGCCAAAAAUAUGUGAUUUUGGGCUGGCUAAAUUGUGUUCCAAAGACCAAAGUGUAGUGUCAAUGACUACUGCCAGAGGAACUUUGGGCUACAUCGCUCCAGAAGUCUUCUCUCGAAACUUUGGCAAUGUGUCUCACAAAGCAGAUGUUUAUAGUUUUGGGAUGUUACUACUUGAAGUGAUUGGAGGGAAAAAGAUCACCCAUGACACAAAAGAAAAUACAAGUCAUGUAUACUAUCCAGAAUGGAUGCAUAACACCUUAGAAGAAAGAGAGGACGUAAGAAUUCAUAUUGAGGAGGAAGAGGAUGCUAAAAUUGCAAGAAAAUUGGGAAUAGUGGGCCUUUGGUGCAUCCAAUGGCAUGCUGUGAAUCGACCAUCAAUGCAAGUGGUGGUUCAAAUGUUAGAAGGACAAGGAGACAAAUUACCAAUACCUCCAAAUCCUUUUGAUUCUGAAGGCCCUUCAACAAGAGAAAGGGCCAAUGUACAUGCAAGAAAUCUAAUGCAAGGUUUAGAAAUAAUUCAGGAAGUAGAGUGAAAGCCAAUAACUGUUUUUGGUAGAUUUGUAAGUUUGUCUUUUAGAUUGUGUGGUUCUGUCAUUGAUUGUAUUUGUGUAUGUACUUUUGAGAACCUUCAGUCACUUGAACAUAGAAAAAUGCAAAGAUAGAAAGCACAUAUCUAAGCCUUCUUGAUUCUUUA